This is a messenger RNA of Entrophospora sp. SA101, 366 nucleotides long. The record is from the annotation of a GenBank genome assembly. NCBI's taxonomy places the organism in Eukaryota, Fungi, Glomeromycota, Glomeromycetes, Entrophosporales, Entrophosporaceae.
AUGGGGAAGCUGCCAAUAAAGUUGGACCAAUCUAUACCCAAGGUUCCAGUGACAGCUCAUGAGUAUUGUGAAAGGUAUACACUGAUUGGUCCAUUAUCCAUCAAGACAGCAUCUGCAGAAGUGGAAGCAGAAAAUCCUCAUAUUAAAGGAGUUCUUGAUAGAAUGUCAAACAAAAGUGUAAUAUGGAUAUAUGACAUUACUGAUAAAAUUGGUUUCAGAAGGCCGCAAGAUAUGGGGGAAAUCAAUAAUGUGGUGGUUGACCCUUUUGAAUUAUUAACUGAUGAAGACAAAGUGUUACUGAAAUGUCAUGUCAUGGCACUAAAAUCUAGCAUAAUUCCAUCAAUAUUAGCUCAUAAUAUUGUUUGA